This is a messenger RNA of Galeopterus variegatus (Sunda flying lemur), 436 nucleotides long. Its product is annotated as integrin beta-4-like. Lineage: Eukaryota; Metazoa; Chordata; Mammalia; Dermoptera; Cynocephalidae. The record is from RefSeq and is a predicted model, not a curated record. The transcript has 5 exons. The coding region runs from base 47 to 424 and encodes 125 amino acids.
CUCCUAGGCCUGCCUGGCACUUCUUCCCUGCUGCAACCGAGGUCACAUGGUGGGCUUUAAAGAAGACCACUACAUGCUGCGGGAGAACCUGAUGGUCUCAGACCACCUGGACACACCCAUGCUGCGCAGCGGGAACCUUAAGGGGCGUGAUAUGGUCCGCUGGAAGAUCACCAACAACGUGCAGCGGCCUGGCUUUGCCACCCACACUGCCAGCACCAACCCCACAGAGCUGGUGCCCUACGGGCUGUCCCUGCGCCUUGCCCGCCUUUGCACCGAGAACCUGCUGAAGCCCGACACUCGAGAAUGUAACCAGCUGCGCCAGGAGGUGGAGGAGAAUCUGAACGAGGUGUACAGACAGAUCACAGGUGCACACAAGCUCCAGCAGACUAAGUUCCGGCAGCAGCCCAAUGCUGGGAAAAAGUGAGUUGAAGCUACA